Molecule: messenger RNA, 333 nt
Organism: Aspergillus aculeatinus CBS 121060
Lineage: Eukaryota; Fungi; Ascomycota; Eurotiomycetes; Eurotiales; Aspergillaceae
Product: PT repeat family protein
Exons: 3
Source: RefSeq, a predicted model, not a curated record
GAGACUGUGACCAUCUCGAUCCGACGUCCUAUCGACGACCCCAUCUACCUGGCCGGCACCUUCUCCGACCCUCAAUGGGAACCCGUCGAGCUCAGCUCCAAGCCCGUCGACACCGAACCCGAUGAGGACGGACUUAUCUCCACCGAAUAUCUCUUCUGGCACGAUCUGACCCUGCCUCCCGGCCAACAUCAGUACAGAUUCCGUGAGGGGAAAAAGGGCCCCUGCUGGAGGAGCCUGUCACUAACGGCAGCACCGCGACCACUAAGGUCAAUGGAACCGAGACUCCAACCUCUGAGAAGGAAGAAGCCGCCGCCACGCAGACCCAAGAAGCUC